CAAAACCGACGAGUCUAUAUAAAGAGAGUUCGUAAAAGACUUCCGAUUUACAAAAAACUGACAUAAGCCGGCUAAUACCCAACACCUUCGCUUUACAAAGACCAUUGUAUGGCUAAGCUCCUCCAAUAAAUUGCAACUCAUCAGAGGUUUAUUCUUUCCUUUGCUUACCCAGAGGAUUUCGUUCUUCCACCAUUGUUUCCUUUGAAGGGUAGAUUUGAUGCUAUUGUCUAGGGUGGUGGGUUGAGGACUCGAUCAGAAGUAGACGAUUUGGAGGGUUUUAAGCCCCACCUGCCAGCUCCUAGGCGCCAGUCUGUCUGGAAUCACAACCCCCAAGCAGAAAUAUAUCUUUAUCACUAUGAUGAGUUCCAACUUGAUGUCUGUCAUGAUGCCUCGACCAGCUCCCAUGUUUCAACAAUCUCCGUUCCCCCUGGGGAUGUAUCCGCCAGCCCUCAUGUUCCAUCCAUCCCAGCUCUUCCCCGCCAUGCCCCCUCCGCCAUCAUCCUACAGUGUGCUACCCAAUCCUUGGAAGACAGCACUUGGUUAUCCGCCAACAUCACCCCCGCUCAAACCCCACGGUUUGAUGUCGUCACCACCCACGUUCCCCGGUCAUUCUCCCGGUUCGUCAUCGCCUCUCGCGACGAAGAGUCCGCGAUCACUGUGCGUCAGAAGUUCACCGUCGCCGCCGUGUAGCCCCGACUCCGCUUCGAGCAGCAGCGGAGGAGAGAAGACCGCCUUCACGAUCGACGCCAUCCUGUCAACGAACAAACGCUCACCCUCAUCAUCCUCCCAUUCGAGUAGCUCGCGGUCGGGCUACGGCAGCGACCGAGGUUCGACGCCGUCGCCGGAUUCGUACAACUUCGUUUCUCCGAAAUCGAACUCGCCUUCGAAGAUUUGGAACGCGCCCCGUUUUCAGGCAGCCGACUUCAGGUGUGCUAAUGAUGGGGGAAAGAACGCAAGCGAAUUACACUUCGAUGAUCAUCGUGAUUCCAAACUGACAUCAACGACCUCUGCAACGAACCUCGGCAGUCAUGGAGAACAUCUGAUCUCGAAUGCGUUUGACUCUAUGAGGAACACCGAUUCCAAUACUGAUAAAAACCUGAAGCGUCUUCGCUGCGAUGAGAGCGAGUGGAACCCAAGAGCUAAACGAGUGCGCACCAUCUUCACGCAAGAGCAACUGGAGCGACUUGAGCAGGAGUUUGAUCGCCAGCAGUACAUGGUCGGUAGCGAGCGACUCUACCUUGCCGCCGAGCUCAAUCUUUCAGAAUCUCAGGUAAAAGUCUGGUUUCAGAAUCGACGCAUCAAAUGGCGAAAACAGAACUUCGAGAAACAGCAGGUCCACCUCGCCCACAUCCGUGCUGUGCAGGAGAGCCGACACGAAAGUGAUCCAAGCAGCGAAGAGGACGACGAGCAAGUCAACGACCGCGUCCCGUCCUUUUCCUCUGCCAUGGUUCGAGACGACGCUCGAAUCCGAGUCGGAUCAGCGGGAGUCGCAAACAGCGAUGCGGCGACGACCACCAGCACGAUCACCGGCAUCGUCAACGAUUUCAGCGACGAAUUCAACCAUCGUGACACGGACCGAACAUCGCCGUCCUCGUCGAAUGACACUCCUUCCUCCACCGCCAACUUCUCGGCCGCGUUGCAGUUAGAGGUGAAGAAGGUCGAAGAGCGCCUAGCGAUGAGGCUCUGCCGCAGAAACAUGGUGCAAUCAUCGUUGCCGUUGUCGUCGUCGAGUUCGUUGUCCAGCGCUUCCCAUCUCCGAUUGAUGUCAAGCAUCCGUCGAACGGAGGGUUCGCGUGAUAUUGAAUACACGAAUACGGUGACGAGAGACUAAGGUCAAAAGAACUUGAUUCGAACUCGAAUAAACUUUUAAACUGCCUUUAGAUCUUACAUAAAACUUGAAGUAAUCUAAUUCCAACAAGUUUGAUAAUGUUAUAAGGCAUAUCUACAUGUACGAAGAAAAAAACAACAUAUUUGUCCAUAUGGACUUACAAAAGAUUUCGAAGAGGAUCUAAAUUCACUUUUGGAAUGAUAACGGUUAAGGUACAAAAAUGUAACAUUGAUGUGUGCUCUAUAUUAAUUUGUCUGUUUGUGAAGAAUAGAUUUAUCUAAAAAGAGGUUGUCAUCAGGUUAUGUUCCGCAUGCAUGACGGUACAAAAACUUAUGAUUUCAUGGGUUAGAUUGCAUAGAAUUUUUUGUAACUUAUAGUGCACUUGCGUCAAUUUCAUGUGAAUUGUGUAAAAUACGGUGAUGACGGGUUCGUUGCAAUAUGCUUUAAUAGCAGAUCUUAUAGAGCUAAAGGUCUAGAAUAAUUUGUAGAGUUACUAGUAAAAGGAUUAUCAUUGUAUCGCUUCUUGGAAUGCAGUAAUAGCAGUAUGAUUCGUACAGAUGGAAACAGUUUCAUUAUUUUUUGGGCUUAAAACAAAAUUAGUCCAACAUACAUGUGGUAGAUUAUAUUAAUGUAGUAAAAUUUCAAAGCAAUUCCUGAAACAUUUGCUAUUAUCAUGAUUAUUCAUAUGUUUAUAUAGACUGAAGUGCGUCAGUCUAUAUAGACGUCCAUUUGCCUCCUGCAUUCUAUAUCAUUUCGAGGAUAGAAGAUGUAAAUAAAAACUGCCAUGAAAAGGAA
Messenger RNA from Strongylocentrotus purpuratus (purple sea urchin), 2623 nucleotides. RefSeq names its product homeobox protein Hmx-like (gene Not). Bases 356 to 1831 code for a protein of 491 amino acids. Gene Ontology annotation, molecular function: DNA binding; DNA-binding transcription factor activity, RNA polymerase II-specific. The transcript is spliced from 4 exons. Lineage: Eukaryota; Metazoa; Echinodermata; Echinoidea; Camarodonta; Strongylocentrotidae. The record is from RefSeq and is a predicted model, not a curated record. Gene Ontology annotation, biological process: central nervous system development; regulation of DNA-templated transcription; neuron differentiation.